AUGUACUCACGACAAAAAGACCACCAGGCAGUAAUUGAUCUUAAACUAUGGAUUUUCAAGUUUAUUCGUAAUGAAAAGGAUGAAUUUGCUGUAUGCGUGGAGGGUUAUCGAAAAAAAGACGUCGGAGAACGCGAACUUGAAAAUUGGCGCAGUACAGCUAUCAAGGAGAGAUAUAACUCAUUGACAUUAUUAACUGUUAGCGGCUCCAAAUAUGUUUUACAUGGAGUACUUGAUCAGGAUUCAGCAUAUGGACUUGGAUAUCCAACGACACUAAUCGAAAGGUUCAAAGACGGUUUUCCAUAUGAAUGGCGAGAACUCCUGUGCGAUUAUUAUAUUAAUGUGGUGAGGCCUAAUAAACUUAAUGUAUCUCAAAGAUUACAUUCUGUGCUUCUCAGUGGUGUAUUCGUAGAUAUAUCUAAAUGUUCAAGAAUCGACGGACAUCGCAUACCAACGUUUAGAAAUGUUUUUGGUAAGUAUGAAGUGUCAUCAUCUUCGAACACUGAUGCAAAACGAGCGAAAUAUUUGCCAAGCAACGAUAAAAUUGUGGAGGAGGAUGAAGAAACAAGUAAAGACAAAUUCUCUACGUCCAAGUUUUCCGAUAACUGUACGAAUUCGAUCGGUAGAUUUUCAAAAAGUCUUGGUCAUGAUUCAAGUCAUGAUUCGAGUGAACAAAAGGUGACGCCAAAAUGUGAUAACCGUUCUAUAUCAGCUAAUGAUCGCAAGCUUGCCACUGAGAUGAUGAUGCCUAGCGAGAAAGAUAUGUUUAAACAUAAAUCACAAGAAGCUGUGUUGUUUAAAAUGCCGCUCUUACCGUUUCAGCGGCGUCGUUCAAAACCAAUAGAUUUAUAUAACUGGACGAUACGUUUUUCUGUAAAUGAUUUAGGACAUUCGAAUCUUUUUCCAAAUUUCGCUUUUGUUAUAGUUGGCUUUCGUCCGGACAAAAAUUUCGAUUGGAAAACAUCAUGUAUUGUUGCGGUAGAAGGUAAUCGUUUGUUGCGGACUGAAACAGGUGUAUAUGAACUCAUGGGGCCGAUCAAUACAAUAUUAGCAACGCAGCAAGGAUUUCCAAAAGAAUUUGUGACACUGUUCUUGAAUGGAUUUCCAAAAGAUUGGCAUCGUAUCCUAUCACUAUUUUUCAAUACAUAUAUUGAACCACAACUGCCGCCGCGACAGUCAUUGACUAUUUCUGAAAUCCAUGAAGAUGUUGAAGCGGAAAAUAUGCACUGCCGUGAUUUUGAGCAGAGUGUCGAAAGCUGUUCAUUUGAUGACAGUGAUUCUCUCAGCUCAUCUUCUAAUGACAGCAUCCAAAACUGUAGGGAGGAUCUGAAGUCUACAAAGUAUUCCACUUCGAGAAAAUCUGUUCGAUAUCGAACUGAAAAUUCUUAUCCGGUAAAGACUGGAAAGAAGAGAAAUAAUAAAUAUCAACAAAGCAAGUAUCUUGCUCCCAAAAAAAAGCAAGUGAAGCUUGAAGAAAAGAAUGCAGUGGAAGAUUCCGUGAACCUUUCUCUAUUGAAAACGACGAGAAGUGGUCGAGCUAUUAAACCACGUAUGGCGACGUGGACAGGACAACGAAUUAUGUAUAGUGUUCGUGGUUCUCCAAUAAAAGCUAUCGGCAUUACAACAGAUUCCAUUUAUUCUACAAGUGCUUCAGAUAGCUCUUUAUCGAGUCUCUAUAGGACGAAUUUACUAGAAGCCGUGCAAAAAGGUGAGGAAAAACCUAAUCAUCAUGAUAUCAACACCAAAAGAGUUCCUCUUGUUGCUUACAGUGACAGUAACAGUUUUUCCUCUGAUGAUGAUGAUGAUAAUGAUAAUGGAAGACUAUCUCCACCUACACCCAUAACGCCUUUCUGUGGAAAAAGGGGACAUCAUAAUUCACGCAUGAUUUUAUCUUCACCAGAAGAAGGCAUAAAAAGAAAGAGGGCAAAAAGGCAUAAAUUGCGCAAACGCCAAAUCAAAACCUAUAAGGAGAUUCCUCCAAGGCAGAAGAGCAUGUCUAAGAAAGGAACUUUUUCAAAAGCUAAAAACGCAGAAAGAAAUGACGAUAACAAACAAAACAGCGUUAAAGAAACGGUACCGAUUGUAUCGUUCAGUGAUGUGGAAUCGGAGAAUGGUAUUGUAGAAAAAGCAAAAACAGGCAGAAUUACUAAUGACGCUGUUACUAAAAAGACGAAAAACGCUCAAACGAAAAAGUGGACAGGCAAUGAUAAUACUAGACUGAAAUUAGUAGUCCGUGCUAUGUGUCCACAAAAUGAAAAAGAUUGGGAGAACAUUGCUGCAUCAAUACGAACGCGUACGGCUGAAGAAUGUCGUAAGCAAGCACUAGAGGUUCUAAAACUGAAUAUUACUCCAAAAGAAAGUAAAACGGCUGAUGUGUCCGCUGAUGUGAUAGAUGCACUUAGAAAAACCAAAGUUGGCACGCUUGCAUAUCAAAUCCAAGCAGAUCGAUUCACUCGGCAGUAUCUGAAAGCGGGAGAUGCUUCAGAUUUUUUCGAAGAAACGAUGGAUGUGGGGCCAAGUGGAAGAAAAGUGGCAACGAUGCCGUCAGUGACGACUUUUGACUCCGACGAUUCAUUACUGUCUGUCUUGCGUACCCCAACACCGAGAUCUGUUCGAAGGAAUGUUAGCCGGAAAAAGUUAAUUCGCAUUCCUGAAUCACCAGGCUGUUCAACACCGAGAAAUUUGUCAAGGGAUUCUUAUGUUCCAUUUAGAUUUGAUCCAGAUGAUGAAGCCUACAGAGAACGGCAAUUACGCUAUGUUCACAAAAUGUUAAAAGUGAGGAACCAACACAGUAGAAGUCGUGGAAAUAUAACAAAAUUAUCUAUUUCCAAAGAUUAUCAUUUCCAUAUACCAAUGGCCUCUGGUCACCAGGAUGAAAGUGACAAAGAAUCAGAAGAUGAAUAUUUUGAAGAGGAAGCGGACUGA
This is a messenger RNA of Cercopithifilaria johnstoni, 2922 nucleotides long. The record is from the annotation of a GenBank genome assembly. NCBI's taxonomy places the organism in Eukaryota, Metazoa, Nematoda, Chromadorea, Rhabditida, Onchocercidae.